AUCGAUUGUGUACUUUUUGCUCGUAUUAUUAUUGCAUGGUGUACGGACGUGUAGUAGCUACACAGUACUGUGCGUGGAAGAUUGAUCAACAACUAACACUGAAGACUUUCUUCGGCUUCAGAAUGGGCCACAAUUUCGCCCAAAUACUCCUACUUGUUACUUUGUACCUCCACACAUUCUUGGCAGGCUCCUUUGGAUCACAGAGACAGGGAUGUUCCAGGGAACCAGGAGAUUUUUCGGUGCCUAAACGGCCCGGUGACAACGGGUAUAGGAUUGCCAUUUCGGGACAUCCAGCGUUUUAUGUUCCGGGGCAGGAGUACUUGGUCACCCUGAGUAGUACUCCACCAGUUUCCUUCCGUGAGUUUACCUUCGCCUGCCUCCUUGUUGCAGAUGACACUACCCCGGCCGGACAUUUUGAGAUUAUUGAUGAUCGUCUGACUCAGACGGCGCAAGAUUGUCCUCAUGUUCUCAUGCAAGGCUCCAAAGUCUCCAAGACGUCUGUCACCUUCAGAUGGAUCGCUCCACCAGCUGGCACUGGCUGCGUCAACUUCAGGGGUGCGGCUGUGCAGAAGAAACAAAUUUGGUACAAAGACGAGCAAGGCUUGACAUUAUGGCUGUGUGAAGAUGAUGGUACCGGGUCGGACUCUGUCGAGUCUGGUAACGUUGAAGAUGAAGCUGACGUUACAUGCUGCGCUUGUGACACAGCCAAGUACACAGUGAGCUUCCGUGGCCUCUGGUCUCGAGAUACACACCCAAAAGAUUUCCCUGGAGGUCAUGGGGAUCACUGGUCUGAUCUGAUUGGUGCCUCACAUACAAAGGACUAUACCAUUUGGAAAUACGGGGGUUAUGCUUCCCUUGGAGUUCAAAGAGUCGCUGAGUGGGGAUCACCAACGACCCUUGAGAGAGAACUACUGGCACAGACCAGGAAUAUCAAGACAGUUAUUCGUAGUCGAGGGUUAUGGCCGGCACGCGGGAACAUGUCGGCCGUGUUGAGCACAAACCGCACCCACAAUCUGGUUUCUAUGCUCUCCAUGAUCGGCCCCAGUCCAGACUGGUGUGUUGGGGUGUCCCGUGUCAACUUAUGCACUGAGGAUUGCGAUUGGCUGCAAUACAAGGAGAUCAACUUGGGACCGUGGGACGCAGGAACGGACAGUGGAAUCACCUUCAGGUCAGAUAAUGCUCCAACUAUACCCAAAGAGCCUAUACAUCCGAUCACGAGUUCCUUCCCGUCCAACCCUAUGGGUGCCUUCUACAAUCCCAUGGGCAGGCCGAUUCCUCCCCUGGCCAUUCUGGUCCUAGAGAGGACAGAUAAGAGACAGUAUGAUGACCUAGGAGAAGUUGUCUGCGAUAUUGAAGACGUCAUUAGCCACGACUCCUCAUCAAAUACAGGUGGGAUGCCCCCGAAAGAGGGUAUGAUGCCACCCAAAGAGGGAAUGAUGCCUCCCAAAGAGGGUAUGAUGCCCCCAAAAGAGGGUAUGAUGCCUCCAAAAGAAGGUAUGAUGCCCCCAAAAGAGGGUAUGCCAUCCCCAGAUGAAGCGACAAUGCCUCCAAAAGAAGGUAUGAUGCCCCCAAAGGAGGGUAUGCAACCCAAGCCGGUGAUGAUGAGCACGCCCAUGAUGAAGAAACCCAUCCCGGAUGAGGUCUUUACAAUGCCUCCUAAAGUCAUGCCAAACCCAGAUGAAGAAACUCCAGUUACAAUGAAACCCAAAAGAGGAGGGAGACAGCCCAUCGACUGUAUGAUGACGGAGUGGGGUGACUGGUCGGAGUGCUCUCGUUCAUGCGGUAAGGGGACCAUGCAGAGGCAGCGAAGGGUGAAGCAGAAGGCUCGGUUCGGCGGUCAAGCGUGCGGUCAACAGAAGGAGAAGAAGAGGUGCAUGGAGGCAGCAUGUGUCCGUGACUGCAUGAUGUCUGAUUGGCACGACUGGACCCCCUGCAGUGUCACCUGCGGCAAUGACGGCACACAGCAGAGAGUACGAGGCAUCAAGAAGAAGCCACGUGGUGGUGGCGUGAAAUGCGGACCAACGCGAGAGGAACGUGUCUGUGGAUCGUCCGUCGAGUGUUAAAUCACGGCCACUCAAAAUACUGGGGCCAGUUUCAUAGUGCUGCUUUACGGUAAACUGUGGAUCAUCUGUCGAGUGUUAAAUCGCAGCCACUCAAAAUACUGGGGCCAGUUUCAUAGCGCUGCUUUACGGUGAACAUAAUUUUCGUGCUAACUGCAGCGGAAGUAUUUUCUUAAGCGUAAGCGUAUUAGCAAGGAAAUAAGGCAGACUCCUUUCAUGUUCGUCGUCCGUCGAGUGUUUAAUCACAGUCAUUCGAAAUUGGGUCUCUCAAGAUACUGGGGUCAGUUCCAUAGUGCUGAUUGACGGUAAACAAAUUUUCGUGCUAACUGCAGCAAAAAUAUCUUCUUAAGUGCAAGUGUAUUUCACAGGGAAGCAUUGAAAUUAGGCGUACAGCUUGUGCGCUCACUAUGGUUUUGUAUGUAUGUUACAUCAUUUAUUUUCAUACAGUAAGCACCCGAGGUUAAUAUGCCCUUUUUAUUCGCCUUGGUUAGCAGCGCAAUGAAAUGGAAACUUGUACAGUAAGCUGCUCUAUGACAUUGGGCCCUGCUAUAUCUAAGGUUAUGUCAGCAUAACCAACAAAGAAGGGAGUUUAAUUGAGCUUUGUGCACAGAGACUGUGCAGCUUUUGUAUAAAGUUCAUUUUUCCUAACCAUUAAUAUUAAAAUACAAGAGUGUUAUGUUUUUUUUUAAACAUAGAACCUUUGUAGAGCUCAACAUAUUUCAGUAUUAGUCUGGUUUUAUUAAUCAAUAUCAGUUGUUGUUUUACCAAAGUUUGUAUAGGUUUACUUUGGUCUUCAAAUUUGCAACUGAACCAGUCACCCAGACCACAAGGUCUCCUACAAGGAUUAUAGGGUUCAUGGUUUUUCUGUUUUGGGUUCUCCAACUUGGUACACCCUACCAUCUCAAUCUGGAAUGCCGUAUCUCUUAAAAAGAUUAAGGGACUCUUAUUGGUAUUGAUUUCUGUUGUUUUUCUCAGUGCUCUUUAAACCAAUAGCGCUCUAUAAAUUCAUAUUAUUAUUAUUUAUCACAAUUUUGGGGGUUGAACAAAGAAUUGACUAGUGUGGGAUUCGAACCAACG
This is a messenger RNA of Asterias rubens (European starfish), 3137 nucleotides long. RefSeq names its product spondin-1-like. Gene Ontology annotation, cellular component: extracellular matrix. Gene Ontology annotation, biological process: cell adhesion. The record is from RefSeq and is a predicted model, not a curated record. Bases 36 to 2063 code for a protein of 675 amino acids. The transcript is spliced from 12 exons. NCBI's taxonomy places the organism in Eukaryota, Metazoa, Echinodermata, Asteroidea, Forcipulatida, Asteriidae.